AUGAUCACCUCAACCAGACGAGUGUCUCCUGAUAAAUCUGAAGUUAGAAUUGCCUUCAGCCUUGAUGACACAUCAGGUAAAUACACACACCUACACACUAGCUGUACCUCGAUACACCUGCUUUCCUCUUCUAUCCCAAACAGAUCCUGCUACUUAUUUUCAGUUAAGCCGCAUGUAUUACUCAAUUGAUCAUUUGGCACCCGAGCUUUUGGCUCUACUCUCACUACAUUUCCAAUAUGUGUGGAACCCAUGCACAACAUUCUUCCCACCAAAACAGACCAGGCACAGUCCGCCCUGAGCUGCAUCCCCCCUCACACCCUAUCACUUUAACAGAGUUCAUUCUUCUGCGCUGUAGCUGAGACAGGUGCUCUCUCUAUUUCUGUAGGAGAGCAUAUUAAAAAACAACCAGACAUGCAUGUGCUCCGACUGCAAAUAGCACAUUUUUUUGUGGCUUUGAAUCUACUAGUAUCACUGGAUACAUUUAGUCUAAAGUUGAAGGUGUACACUUCUCUUUGUCACUGCCUUACACACAUGUACCUGUAGGUCUACCUACAGUUUGAGGUGCUGUCACUCAGGAUGUUUUACUGCAGUGGGGCCCGGCACUGGGACAGCAGCUGCAGCCAUGCAAUGGCAGAGUCAGGUUUCCCCUCUAAUACUAACAGUGUCCUGCUGCCUGAUUCACUGUUCAACUUUUAGAACACUGGCCUAUAUUUAUAAGCAGUUAACACUUCCAGUCCUGCUCCACCCAUCUCUGAUCCCCCCUUGUCUUUCUCUUAGGAAGUGAGAUGAAAGGCUGCAGUGGUAACCACACACUCAAAUCCCACUCAGAUUCAAACCGUGACAGUCUGCUCAUUGUUUGCACACAGCAGCUCACCUUUUACUGAAUCCAUAAAUGUUUGUUUCUAGUGGCCUAUUUGGCAUUACUAACCCAAACCAGGGUCAGGUUGAUUCCAUCCAUUUUGCUUUCGAUAGCUGCUGCACUUCAAGAUAAUUCCUGAGGACCAGAGUGACCGUAGACGUCUCCUUUACUUGGCAGCAGUAUAACCCGACUUUCUUUAGAUGUACUUGAAGCUCCAGAGCUGCUUGUACACACUCUAACCCUCACCUCCAAAAUCAGAUAUUCCCCUGACGACCAUGUUAUCGUCUCUUUGAACUCAUGUUUCUCAGCAGGGGGACUAAGACCUGCGCUCCGUCCGGGGGAUCAUCCUCUAGGCCCUUCAUGACUUCAUGCCACGCAUAGUUAUAACCCCAUGCUGUGUCAAUCCUGAGCAUGAGAACUGUAUUUAUUCCACAUCAUAAUUGGCCCCAUGGCUGCAGGCUAAUACUGCUGCUUUUAGACGGUUGCAUCAUCCCAGGAUUCUCCACAUGUGUUCCACAACUCCAGGGGGACAUUACUGGCGAGGCAGAGGCUGGUGCAGACAACCUGUCUGUUUUUGUCUGUCUGCCUGAAUCGCAGUCUGCUCAUACACCUGGUCUGUCUGUGUUUGUCUGUCUGCACACAUAGUUGUCCCUCUGUGUUCUGUGAGUCUUUCAGUCCGACAGCUCAUUACUUCUGGACAGUAAGAGGACAUGGCUCAUUCAUAAGUUUAGCACUGUGUUGCCAUGUUGUGGUGUCAUAUUAGAGGCCCCUAUAGUGUUUCAUUUUGAGCCUUUUUAUGAGGCGAAGAAAGAUAUCAAAGCAACUGCCCCUGGGACAAGUCACUUGGCUGACGAUGAAGGACACACAGCAAGCAAUAUAAAUAAAAAGUGUUUUUAUCAAAAACAUCAUUUAGAACUCACUCUGUCCUUCAAUGGUUUCAGGCAAAAAGGAUGAAUUGUUUGUCGUCUCCCUCUUUUUUAAAAACCAUUACCCAUGACUGCUGCACUUUCUUGUGUCGUCAAUAACAAAUGCCAGCUCUUGGCAAUGACUCAGACAUUUUUAAGACGGUCCCUGCAUGCACCGAUGAAAACAAUCUCUGAAAUAUAGGACAAAUUAAAGCCAAAUUUGACAAAGUGAUCAAUCCCACUUAACGUCUCAGUCGGUUCUAUCUUGAUACUAAAAUUUUAAAGGCUCAUGUAGGAUUUAGGGCUUCUGUUUGCAGAAAUGCAAUAAAAUUCCAAAUGUUACUACAAUAGCCCAGGGUAAACAAGCCGAACACAGGUCCUUUCUACUUUUAUUGUAUGGUUUAUUUAUUUUGGUAAGUUUUUAGUUUUUUAUUACUCUAUUUAAUACCUUUUCUUUCAUUUUUGUUCUUUGCUAUCUUGAAUUUUAACAUUUGUAAUCAUACAUCAUGAUGACAUGUCCACAGUCCCUCAGUUCAUAUUUUUUAACUCCUUUGUUAUUUUAUUAUUUUAAAUUAGUUUCUGUUCCUGCAAUGUACUCUGUGCGACAUUUCAUCAUAUAGAAAAUGUAGUCAAAAUAAAUUCCAGUUGAUUGAUUGGUUUAGGAGUUUAGCAGCUUCUGUAAGCUUUCCUCAUCCCUUUAGAGGUGAAAUGGUCAGGGGCAGGUUUAUGAGCUAGCUGCAGUCUGCCUUCUUACCACUAGAUGUCAGUAUACUCCUACUCCACUUUGUGUAAAUAUGUGAAAGUGAAAAAAAAUUAGUACUUUUCUGUAAGUGCUGUAGAGCCAUCCACCACUGGACAUGUGAGAGGGAAGUAUUAUAUUCAGGAGUAGAUUCAAAUAUUUUUAGGAAACGGCCUUAAUGAUGGGCCAGACUGUGUAGUUGUGAGAUGAAGAAUGGGUGUCCACACAAAUUAAUACAUCAAUUUUACUUUUUCUAUCUUCAAAAAUUCAAUCUACUUUACCUUAUAUCAUCAACAUAUCUAAAAGAUGUUAGUUUACUGUGUACAUUUUUUCUACUCCAAACACUAGAACAACAGAGUGGAAGGCACAUAGAAAGCAAAGGAAAUGACCAACAGUCUGAUGUAAUGUAAACAGUUUAGUCCUUUCAUCUUAAGCCCCACCCCGUAAGAGGAUAAAUUUUGGGGUGGCACUUCGGGUGGCCAAUCAAAGAAGAGCCCCAGACUACCCCCUGAUCAGUCCUCUGGAUCUGCCCCUGAUAAUAACUUGAAUGGAAUACAUAUAUGUGGCAAGAGAAACACAUAUUUGCUUUAAUGUUCUAAAAAGAAGAAGAUGGAUGUUUGUGGUUAAUGUAAAUACCUAACCCUCCAUCUUGUUUUUGCUAAUAUUUCAAAUUUACUUUCAUUAAAAUGAAAAGUCUAAAAUACAGUAUAAUGUAGGACUUUUUUUAAAAUUUUGGUAAAAUUCUAUUUUUACCAAAGCGUAGGAGCUGAAUGUUAACACACAAACAAUUUAAAUAGACAACAAUUAUCAUUAAGAUGAGUUCAGUUUGUGGCCAUGUGAAGCACCAAAAUAGAAAAAUUGUUUCUACAUCCACCCAAAUACAUAACACUGCAUUCUAUGUUAAAGGCUGUACUCCUCAUCAGUGUGUAGCUGCUUGUAUUAUAUAUGAGCUCAACAUUUAAUGUUGACAUAUCAAAUAUAUGUUUCUACAAUAAUCAUCUGUGACUGAAUUAUGCGUUCUGUUUUAACAGAUGUAAAAGAUGCGGAGGAUGUCCCUCAGACUUUCCCAGAUCUUGAGCAGCGAUUACAGGUAUGCCGUGCAUGCAGAAGCAUCACAUUACACAGAACACACACGUUGUAUUGUCGUCAGAGUCGUACAAGUGAAGACAGGCAGAGCCAAAAAGACGAGGCAUCCAAAAUGCAUCUUGCAUUUCGUGCCUGUUUUUGUUUCGCAACCUAGAUCAGGCUUUGAAUACUUGAAUUAUCAGUAGUAUAUUUGGGGGAAUUAAAGAACAUUUUCUCUUUUCAAUGUUUCAUCUCACAGACUGAUAUUUUAAAAGCGGUUAAAUUUAUCUCCAAAGGUCUUCUCUAUUUUUGACCCUGAAUUUCUGCAUUACAGCGAGCUGUGGUUUGGGUUAUCAACCUUUUAAAUCAAUGUUUUCACUGUGUGAGCUCACUCUGCUUUUAGUGUUGUCAUUGAAUUAUCCUUCAACGAGUGCCAAGGCCAGGGUCAGAAAAAGUGCAUGUUGGUUUAGAGUGUCAAAUGAGAACAGUAGUAGCAUGCCAUUGAAUGAUCGCAUCCACCCACUGAAGCGCAGGCUAACAGAGGCGGCAAGGCUUCUGUUUUGUUGUUUUGGUCUUUAUUUGUAAUUUAUAAAAAUCAUCCUAACUGAUCUGGAAGCGGGGACAUAACAAAUACUUGAUUUCUCCGUCACUGCAAGGCUGAGCUCUGUGCUAAAAAAUAUCAUUUCAAGUUCACUUGAGAUGGGUCAAAUGAGGUCUCAUGCUUUCUUCAUCACAGAAUUCACAUAUUUCACCUGAAGUAAAUCACAUUGUGACUGCAGAAAGAUUAAAGGGUAACCAAGUCAUAAUGGAUGACUUCCACAGCAAUUUUUCAGUACCGAGGGAAAAAAUAAGUUGACAAAUUUCAGAAGUGCUCUUCAGAAUAACAGAUCAAGCUUCAUAUAUUGCUACGUGUGUGAUGUUGUAUCAAUCUUUAACAAAUAGUGUUUGUUUGUUUGUUUGUGUGCUUUUACAGCCUGUGCCCCCCUGUAGGUCUCUGAGAGAGAGUGUUCAGGUGUACAAGGAGCACUGUAGGAUGGCCAGGGAGUUCCACCAGGUCAAACACGACAUCGCUGUGCUUGAGGACCGCAAGUGAGUCUCUGCAAUGCUUUUUUCUUAAGAGCAAAGCAAAAUAGGAGAUCUUGAGACAGAGUGUCCCUCUGUAAAACAGUUUGUGUAUAUCACGUUCUUUCAUAUUUGCCAUUAUUGUGGUUGCAACUCAGUGUCUGCUACUGCUCGGUGCCUGUGACAGCAGCAUAGAUAGUCGGAGUAAAAACACUUGAUAGCUGCUGAUGAAGGUACCUUAACCAGAGGAUCUUAGCAUUGCAUAAAGUUUUUAUAUUUUACAUUAUUUACGACGACAGCGUGCUUCUACAUUGUGAAGAAAUAAACUCGACACAUCUUCACACACUGUUUUCAUUCACUGGAGUCGACCAUAAUGAUUUCAUGCAGCUUCUUGAUUAGCUUGCUGGCUUGUAGAAAGAGUUAAAAAGCAUCGCCUGAUGACGUACAACAAACAGGUUGCUCAGACGUGUACACAGUUAUCUUCUUGAUCUACUUCGAAAGAUCAUCUUAGUUCCCUGUGUGUGCAACCUGUGGAUGGAUGUUUCCACUCGUAUAAAUGUAGUACUCUUCAUGAAGUCAAAGCUAGUGUUGUUUAACGGGAAUACAAAUAAAGUUUUUCAUGACUGAUAGAGCAACUGAGAACGCCAAAGAACAUGCAGAUGCUUCACUGAGAUGAUACCACACUUAUGGCGGCUUUUUAACUUCCAAUAGUUUGUCGAAUUUUGUCCAUAGUUCAGAUUUUGCACUUAUUUCCCAACAAGUGUAACCGUUCAGGACAUAAGAGCAAACUAAAUCUAGUCUCUGAGGACUUUCGUAAAAGCAUGGAUGACUCUCAUCAGCGCUAUGAUCAUUGUUGUUUGGACGAGCCUCGCUGUACGCUUGAAUUACUGUAUGUACUCUUGGUGAGUGUAAUUCAUACACACACAAACAGUGCCCACUGUCCCCUGUGCCCUUUGCAGCUGUGGGUAGUCUUAGCAGAAGGAUUUUCAAGGCCCUUGCUCUUACCCUCCAUCACCACCACAUCUACGCAGACACACAAAGAUUCCCGCUCACAGAUAUGUACACACACACAAACACACAGACACACACAGGCAGUUCUUAAAUAGAAAACAGUAGGUACUGCUGGGAUGAGUAUAGUCUUGAGUUUAUAUAAGAACAGGAUGAGUCAAGCUGGAAGGAACUCUUGUUUCUCUUUUUCAUGCGGUGGCUUAUGUCGACAUCUACCGUCAAGUUUACACACAUAGUCUGAAUUACAGCAUAAUGCAAACAACUAUAGGCAGAAAUGAAGGGGUGCAACCAAUGGGUGAAUGGUUUCAUAUUUUCUAACACUGGUUAUUCAAUAAAGCCAGAGCUGCACAUGACAAUAAAUGUUAUGUCACCUCACAUCUGGGGAAUAUUAGAGGAAGACAGAGGACUUUCAGACAUUCAUUGUAUUGUUGAAACAAUGACAACAGGAACAACACUUUUACACAUUAUGCAGGGGGUUUUCCAAAGUCACUCACUCUUCCUUUGGUCAGUUUCAAACAAGCACAAACUAGCAUUAAUGUAUACUAAGAAUGACUGUCUGGUUUGUCACUUCAUCAGGAUAUAAUACCAAUGAAUUCAGUUUUUUAACAUUCAUCAUCAGCUGAAACAGUGAUUCUCUUCUGCAGAAAGACUGACUCAGACUUCAAAACUAGGUCUGAAUUUGACAAAGACGGCCCCAUUGUGAGAAAGACGUUAUUUUUCAUGUUAAAAGUUUGAAGCUUAUUUUGGUGCACUGGGUUUUGUAAUUGAGUUGGUAUAUCUUUCAAAGGGGCAGCACAUACAUUUUUUAUAAAAAGUUUGCCUUUGUGUGUAGAAAUGUUGCAGACUAUCUAUUAAAUCAAGAAAAAAAAGUUGAAGUUAACAUCAGAAUUAGUCUUCCAGUUUCUCAAUGAAUUCUCUCAGACGAAAGGAAAUCUUUCCCCUUUUUCAGACUCUGAUGUGACACACAAUGUCACAUGCAGGCAGACAUGUGAUGUUUGGUGUUUACUCUUGUGUCAAAAACACAUUCAUGUGGGACUGCUCAUGUGUAUGAUCAAAAAUAAAAAAAAACAUAAUACUCAAACCACAAUUCCCACCCAACUUUUGGGUUCAUGAAGUGUUGUUGUUUUUUAAAUGAGCUUUUUAAAAUUAGUCAUCUGCAUUUGUUUUGUAAUUGUUUAAAUUAAGGAUAUCAUGUCAUCCUUAAAUAUACAAAAUUGAUCAAAACCUUAUUCUUCUUACAUUCGGCCACUUAAGCCACAGACUCUAGACCUCUUUCCUCCUCUUCUUUGUUCUGCUGCUGUUGUAUGACAGGGCACUUCCUGAGUGUAACACAACACCUGUAAUCACAUACUCUGAAGCAUGAGGCCAUGGUGCACACAUUAUAGACAGAAGUGCCUUAUACUGUCUCACAGAGUCUGAAUUUUCUCUUCCCUGUAAAAUUACUGUUGGCCAGGUCAAUUCAAUUCAUGCUUCCUUUACCAUGACUCCAGUUCCCAGUUACUACCAAUAAGAUGAGGAGUUAUGCCUCCAUGUGUGGCCCCUCCUUUACCGACUGAGUCAAAUCAUCACCCCAUAACAGUUUGUUUUUUUAGCUUCAGAGUUAUAUUUAAUCCAGACGUAGCUCAUCUCAUAAUGCUGUAUCAUAUUAGCACUUCUUGAUCUGAGUGCAGCAUUUGACGCAAUUCACCAUGACUGUCUAAAAAAAAAGGUCCCGAGAACUGAGUUGGUCUUCAGGGCCCGCCUUCAAGUAGUGAUAAUUGUGCAAUUGUUUUUACAUCAGAACGACUCUCUGUGACCUUCUAUUAUUUGAAAUUUAACAGAAGGGGUUUUUGGGAUAAAUCCCUUGAGAUGUCCCAUCUGGUUUUCGAGGGGGUCCCACACAAAACACGAAUACAGUCCACAAGACAAAUAGAAAUAUCACAUGUACAACACUAACAAAACAAUAACAUCACGUAACAAGGACAACAAAUAACAGCCUUCAUCUCCACAAAGAAACUCAAGAGAAGAAAAGAAAUCAACGACACAUAUUUACAUUACAAAAUGGGUAGUGACAUAGUGUAUCACAUUAUUGAAAACAUUGAUAGUCAGGUUUUAAAUGUGUAAACAAGUUAUUUUUAAAUAUACAAAUAUGAUCAGAAGGAGCCAAAAAUCUGAAGGCUUUUUUUACCUACUUCCUUGGAGACAAAAGGAACACUAAAGAGGAACUGUUAUGAACUUCUUAAAGUAUAAUUUGAUGAAAAGGGAACAAAAAAUUGUUUCAAACAAAAUGGGAAGUCAAAAUGAAUGCAUUUGAAAAUAAACUGGAACCAAUUAAAUUGCUGUCUUUUCUCUAAAGAAAGCCACCCAAGUGUGCCACACAUUAUACAAUGUUGUGUAAAAUAACCCACCUAAAAUAAAUCUACAUAAUUUAUUGAGCGGCUAUAGAUCAGUAGUGGAUGCAUUCUGGUAAACAAUGUACGCAUAGUCUAUUGUUGGAAGAAUAAGUUAUGAUAUAAGUAUUAUGAAAUGUGGUGUUCCUCAAGGCUCAACUUUAGGCCCUUUAUUUCUUCUGUUAAACAUACUGUAGUCUGCCUUGGGUCUCUUCUAAAAAGAUAUAACCCCUUGUUCUGCUACUUUGCUGAUGACACAUAAUUUUAUCUUCUGGUUUUACCCAGCAGUUCCCACCAGCUGAUUUUUUCCCCAUCAAAUGUUGGAUAAUUCAAGAACUAUUUCAAGAAUCAAAAUAAAAUUUGAUUAACUACCUUUGGCCAUCCUAGCUCUGUCAUCACCUUGAGAAAUACACGUGGACCUGUGUUUCAUAUUUGAACAAAAGGUCAAAAGUUUGGCAUAAAUUAAUGAGCAAUUUUCAUUAGCUGUUUACCUCAGCCUGUUAAAAGACAAUUCAAUAGUUAUGAAGGUCUAGAGAAAUGGCCUGUCUGCCUUUCUCAAGUUGAUGAUUAUAUUUACUCUGAUUUUCACUAAUACUUUGGGACACAGAUGCCAUACUAGCAAGAAGGCGACACAUUAGCUCUUUGUUAGAUGAGCUACCAGAAUUGUUUUAAAAUUGUAAUUGUAAAUCUAUGAAAAUAUAGCUACACAACACAUUACCAAUCUACUCAUUCAUACUCUGCCCAUAGGUAUUUUUCAGAAGACACUCCCUCAGUCACACCAAAAACCCCAAGGGCAACUGGUCUCUUAUUCUGUUGCUGUUUCCAGGCUCUAGUACUGCCAAAUUACAAUUUAAUGACCCACCUGUUUUCUCUCACUUUCAAAAAGUCUUUUUGCUUCGUACCCUAUUGUUUCUCUGUAUUUCUUCCCUAUGUAAUCCAUUGACUGUAUAUAGAACAGACAGCAUCUACCUCCUCGCUGGGUGAAGCCACUCUGAGAACAGCACCCUCUGUUGGUGGGCUGCAGUACAGGUCAUAAAUCCCGCCUCCGCCAGCAAAGCUUUUGGAGCUGUGGACAAAAUUUAGAAAUUUUAAUACACAGAAUAUAUAUUUCUCUCCCCUGCUUGUGAUGUUGACAUGUAGUUACUGUCAGACUGGUUUGUGCUCAGGUCCUCUUUUUUCUGUGUAGCUCUGUUUUUUAAAGUUAUUAGGGGGUUCAUGUUUUCUAUGUUUGACACUUGAUACAGCCUAUGGGUGUAGGAAGAUUCCGUAGCUCACCUGGGAGAUACGCUGUUUGAGCCGAGCGUCAUCACAACUACUGCAUGUUACAUGUUAUUUCUCUUUAUCACUCUGGCUGUAUUUGCCUUUUUAGUGUACUACUCCUUUAACCAGAGGCCAAUUACAUACUGCCUACAGAGGCUGUAGAGCACUCUGGUUUAACUCUUAUUGUGUUUCAGUGUACUAUUGAAGUAAAGUGAUUAGACCUUAACCUAAGAACCAAUUUGCUCUGUGUGUGCACAGAUCUGCUGAGAAAGUUUUUUUUCCAUCGUUAUUUGGCUUCCUUGGUUUUUCUCCUCAAUCUUGGACAGCUGGAGAUUCAUAAUUUGUCACAUUUAUGAAUGUGUGUGACCAAUAUUAAGCUAAAAACCUGUUCGGGGUGUUUCUGGCCACCAUCUGUUGACGCUAAAAUAUUUCUUUCACUUGUCUUGCCAGGCGAAAGUUGCUAGCAGAGCUGGUAGAGGAUGAGAAAGUUGCCGCUGAGAUUGCCCGUCUCGAGGAAGAGUUUCGGCGUCUAACGGAGGAAAACCGCACCUUGGUAAAUGUCCACAACGAGCGCACUCAGCAGCUGGAAACGCUCUGCUUGACCAGUCGAAUGACGCAGGACUCCUCGUGA
Molecule: messenger RNA, 9898 nt
Organism: Xyrichtys novacula (pearly razorfish)
Lineage: Eukaryota; Metazoa; Chordata; Actinopteri; Labriformes; Labridae
Source: the annotation of a GenBank genome assembly